GCAAAGCAAGAGGGGGGGCUGGCUCCGAGUGUGCCGUGUGCAAACCGCGUGUGGCGCAGCGGAGAGAGGAGGAACCGAAAAUAAACAGCAACGAGUCACGUAGCUGAGCUUUAGGUUGCAGCUGAAGGAGAUGAGUAGCAACGAGUGUUUUGGGUGUGGCCGCACAGGCCAUUGGAUCAAGAACUGUCCGAAUGCUGGCCGUGGGCGGGGCAAAGGUCGUGGGAGGGGAAAAGAUCUUUUCUGUUAUCGCUGUGGUGAGCCAGGCCAUGUUGCAAGAGACUGUGAAAGAACAGAAGAUGCCUGCUACAACUGUGGCAGGGGAGGCCAUAUCUCCAGAGACUGCAAGGAGCCCAAGAAGGAGCGGGAGCAGGUCUGCUACAACUGUGGUAAAGCUGGGCACGUGGCACGUGACUGUGACCAUGCCAACGAACAAAAGUGUUACUCCUGUGGAGGCUUUGGGCACAUCCAGAAAGGCUGCGAGAAGGUCAAAUGCUACAGGUGUGGUGAGAUUGGCCAUGUUGCCGUCCAGUGCAGCAAAGCAAGUGAGGUCAACUGCUACAACUGUGGCAAAUCUGGGCACCUGGCGAAAGAGUGCACCAUUGAGGCCACUGCCUAAUUUCGUCUCCCAAGUUGCCCCUCCUUUUUCUGAUUGACGGUUGUGUUCUUUUUCUCUGAAUCCUCUUCACUGGCCAAAGGUUGGCAGACAGAGCCUAGUACCAGGCCGGUGAGCUCUUGACAUGUAAAAGGAGGAAAGGGGUGGAAAAAAAACCCACAAUUUCCACUUUCUGCAUUUAAUACAAAAAAAGUUUAUGUUUAGUUUGGUAGAGGUGUUAUGUAUAAUGCUUUGUUAAAGAAUCCCCUUUCCAUGCCACUGGUAAAAUAGGGAUGAAUGAGUUGAGUGGGAAGAAAUGAUGUUAGGUUGGCCUCUCCGGGCUUGCGGAACAGAGCCCCGGUGAGACAGCGAGGGUGGGGGGAGAAACAAAAUCAAGGAAAUGUGAACUUCCGGGUAUGAUUUGCUUUUCGUUUUAUCAACAGCAAUGAGUUAGGCUAAGCGGGAUCGACCUGGAAAAGCAGCGCAAGACUCAUGCGGUCAGAUCCGUCCGGGCCCAACCAGCAGCACGCAGCUAAGAGGCGAAAACAGUACCGAAAACGUACCAUUAACGAGCAAGUUUACAGAACAUUCUGGCAAAAAAAAUCAGAAAACAACAUUCUUUGUAAGGCCUAAGUUGUUUGAUGUGCAGAGCAGCUAUGAAGUUCAAAAAUCAAGUGAUCCCAUGAUUACAGUACAGUUCACUGUACCCUUUGUGGAAAAAAAAUAAACUUAAAUGGGAUAGAAGUUGGUGAAAAAAUAAGAUUUGGAGUUAGGAGAAAGGAGAAUUGUUUUCUCAGAAAUCAAAAUGUUAUUUUUGUACAAUAUCACUUAGACUACUGUAAAAAAAAAAAAGAAAAAAAAGUAUCAUUUGCUUGUACUCAGUUUUUAAGUCGGAAGGUAAAUGCAACUGAAAUCCUAGAACAUAGAGAUGUAAUUUUAAACUAUCAAUAAAGCUGGAGGAGGAAGGGGAGUGAGAGUGAAGCUUCUUUUCUGAGAUUUUACUUUUGAAUAGUCUCCCACAACAGAAACAUCUAAAGAGAACUUCAAAAGCUGACCUGUUGAUUACUGUUGAUAAAGUUCUUUUGCAUCAAAAUGUGUAUACUGAAAAAAUAUGUAAACGUAGUGACCAUUAUCUGGUUCUAUGAAAAGAACCUUUCAAAUGCUACAUCCCUCACUAUGAUAGGCACUUAUGCAUCAUAACAGACUCAUGUAUGUAAUAGACAAUUUUGUAUAUGCAUGAUAAAUUAUUUGAACUGCU
Messenger RNA from Electrophorus electricus (electric eel), 1850 nucleotides. RefSeq names its product CCHC-type zinc finger, nucleic acid binding protein b (gene cnbpb). The record is from RefSeq and is a predicted model, not a curated record. Lineage: Eukaryota; Metazoa; Chordata; Actinopteri; Gymnotiformes; Gymnotidae. Gene Ontology annotation, molecular function: nucleic acid binding; zinc ion binding.